AUGGUCCAUGGAAAUCUGAGAGUAGAGUAUUUGAACUUAGGACAAGGUAAGGUAAAUAUGGAUUGAAUAAUCCCCGUUUUUGUCCUCAAUGGUGUUGGUAAGGUUUGUCCUUGUUUUGUGCUAGUUAGAACCUUUGCUAGCUGAUAUGCCUUCUUGUCAUUGUUCUUAAAUAUUCACAAACUCCUAUUUCUCGUCGGGCGAGUGCUUCCAUUUCAAGCUCAAAUGGGGGUAUCUUUAUUUAAGGAUCAGAUUACGUUAUGACGGAUGCCUUUAUAAUACGAGCAGCAAGCCCUGUAACCUGGUCAGUAGAAGUGAAAAUCACGUAUGAAAAACCUCCCAAAAUAGUAUCGAGGGGUGAGACGAUGAAUGUUCCUAUUCAUAAUAGGCUCGAUUACUAAGAGCCUGCUGUUUGGUCCAAGUCAGUGGUAACAAAACAAAUGGGAAACUAUAAAUUAUUUACAUUACGACUACUCGAACCGGGGCACUUGAAAGAAGAUUGUCCAAUUACAGCGAUUUCUGAAAACAAAAGAUUAUCAAUUUCUGUUGCCCCCCGAAAAUUUUCCAUUCGAAAGACCCAAAAAUUCGUGUUCCAUUUACUUCCAAACCGGAUUUUCCGCAAACAUUUUAUAAUUGGUAAACAACCUCUAUUACAUCUCCUAUGUCCUUUGCCCCUUUGCUGUCUUGCUCAGUUAGGUUUGCUCUAUGCAAUCUACUUAGUUACUCUUGAGUGAAAAAGUCUUGAAUAUCGUUGUGAAUUUACAAUUUUUCUUGUAAAAUCUGUCGUUCAAAAAUGUUUUCUAAUGAACUUUUAGUCUGAAUUUUUUUGGAUAGCAUUCUGUUUUCACUCGGGCCUAAAUAACUUUUGUUUUAAAAUAUGCUUAUAAUCAGUCGUCUGUUUUUCUCACCUGAGUGCUGGCGAAUGAUUUCUGAAUUAUACAUCUCACUUCACGGUCGAUUCUUUGACUUCUUUGGUAGCCCGAGCUUGUUUUUACCUUUUCUUGCUUAGUGUGUAUGUUUUCCCCUCAUUUUUUUUUGGACUAUCUUAAUAUAAGCUUCAUAUCUUCUUAUAUUAAAGCAAAGCAAUUUUAAGUUAAAACUCAUAAGCUCUGGUGCUUGUUACAUUAUAACUGAAAUCAUUUUGCGUUUAUAAUUUAAAACGGUGUAAAGUUAACAUUUUUUGGCUCCUGCACAUAAACUUAAGUUAAGAGUAAAAUGAAAGUUAAAUAGAUUUGUAAAUUCCCUUCCUGUGGGAUCGUUUCUUGUUUCAGGUAAACGAUUCAGCUUAAAUGGACGCUCCACUUGUAUGUUUACCAGAGUUUAUAUAUUUAUUUAUUUAAACAAUUUAAAUAUGUUCAUUUGUCGCCUUUUUAGAAACCAGAAGGAACUGGGACGAGUUAACUUUCUUAAAGACUUCUUGGAUCGCUACCGGGGACACGCUAUUCAGCUAUUGGCCAAUUUGAUUGCCCUGUGCUUAGUAACAAUCCCAGAAGUCUUUGAGAAAGUUAACUUGUCCCAGUUUCUGCUCGUUUCUAAAGUGUACAUGGAAAUAAAAUUCUUUCCUUUUGUCUCUAGAUGAGCUGGUUUUCAAUGGAAAUAAUGUACACCUUGAUGACAGCAGGUGGCAUUGGAUCGAGUUUAACAAAAUUGGUCCCGCAGUCACGUUAAAAGUCGACGGAAAAACUUUCCCUAAUGUCAAAAUUCCAGGAAAGAGUUUUCAACUAAACGUCGAGGACCAGAGGAAUAGAGCGUAUUUGGGUGGCGGACCAACAGGAGCCAUCAAAACAUCGCACACAAAAAUGAAUUUCUCCGGACUGUUAAGAGAGUUUUACUAUGGAGACAUGGAGCUGUUGGACUAUGUUGUACCUACGACAAAAAGCCAACAAUUUGAGAUAGUUGGGACGGUUAUUAAUAGUGCCACAAUGAUAGAGACAAGUGGGUCGGGAUGUGAUCCAUUUGAUGAUGAUGAGGAUUCAAGCUGUGCGCCACCUGAUUCGUCAACUCAUUCGACAGGUAGGUUAUACAGUGGAACUCAACUCUACGGACAACCGCAUAUAAUGAAAACUUUCGUUUGUCCCGAAGAUAAACUCAUAUAUUCUCUCUAAAAUUAACCCACUAAGUACUGACACCAGUUAAUAUGGACAACGAACACUUUUCUAUGUCACGAGUCACAUAAUCGCAUACUUCGUCAAUCUCUCUUUACGGACACUAAGUGCCUGCGCACUGACCAUGACUGAAUAACUUACCAGUGAAAACCUAACACGCAGAAACAGCGAAUGACCUUUCAAACGUUCUAUAUAGUGUUCACUCCACCUGGCUGAGUCGCCAACUAAAAGUUCCAGUGCAAAGUUAAGUCAUGGAAUUGUUGUAUUUCAAGACAAAUACUUGAAAGGCAGUUUUAGUCCGAGAAAAUCACGAUAGAUGGUGGUGGGGUUUCAACUCGUAAAUGUUAAGGACAAAACAACUUUCCCUCUUAAAAAUGUCUGCUUUAGUGUUUAACAUUAAUAUUUUUUCUGUUUUUCCAAGAUGAUAUGAUGUCGUCAACAAGUGAACCAACUUCGGAUUCAGACUACCCUCCUACUGUUGCUCAGGCCUAA
Messenger RNA from Porites evermanni, 2594 nucleotides. NCBI's taxonomy places the organism in Eukaryota, Metazoa, Cnidaria, Anthozoa, Scleractinia, Poritidae. The record is from the annotation of a GenBank genome assembly.